UGCGCGUUCCCGUGACCCUGACGCGUUUUCCGUUUAUCAGUGUUGACUUCCGGGAACAUGGCGGACACCGGGGUGGCGGAUCGCUGUUGCCGAAGUGCAAGGAGAGUCUGUAUGUAAAGCGUGUGACAUUACAGGACACAUGUCAGCCUUGUCCCCGGCGGACACUGGACACUUCUGUAGUGCUGUUGGAGUCGGAGGUUUAGCGCUUGAACCACGGGGCGGAGCGCGCACGCGCACGCGCACACACACAUCUACACAUACACAGCUCGAGCCCCGGUGUGUGUUAGCAACAGCAACAUUAGCAUUAGCAUUCUGACAGGCCGUGUUACAGUGUCAGUGUAUCGGUGUUAUAGUGUAACUCCACACAGGAAACAUUGUCAUCUCUCCUUCCUAACGUCUCCACAACCCGCUCGUCUUUCUCUAAUCAGCACACAAACCGCUUUAUUAUGCGCUUUUUUAUUUAACCGGUUACUCUACAUAUUUAGCUACUCUACAGUUAGCCGACAGGUUGCUAACGUUCCCACUUUUCCCGUAGAAAUACUUGUAUGCGGUUUGGAAAUGACAUGAUAGUAAUUUUAGCGUCUUAAACACGCCUUUUACUUUCGGUGGUGUUGUUGUUGUUGAAUAUAAUCCUGUCCCCCAUGACUCCUGUUGUCCCGGAUGGCUUCAGGCUCCAUCUGCAGUCUUGCGCCCUGCUUUAAACUCAACAUGUAUACAGCGUUGAAAUUUAGUGUCGAAUCACCCCAUGUACCAUGCUGGCACUGCUCUCUCGCCUUGGCCCCUUAAUCUGCAGGAGAUUUUCCUUGCCUGCACAGCCUUCCUGCCUUCUGGAUCCAGGUGCUCCAGCCAGUAUGUAUGCCACGCGCCUGUACAGUGGUACAGGGGGUAAACCUGGUCGCCGCUUUGGCCUAAUAGGGGGAGGCCAAACCAUGCUGGAGAAUCAUCACCAUCCCCUUCCCCCUCAUCACCCCCACAUCCCGCCUCCCCAGAGUUUCCCUCCUCCGCUCUAUCAGGGCCGCGUGGAUGCCCACAGAGCCUACUACCCGCCCCAUCAGCACUACCACACUCCGCCACAGAUCCCUCACCUCCCCCCUCCACACUACCAGCCCCAUGCCCACAUGCACCACAGCAAAAAGAAGACCUGGAACUUCAUCCACGAGAAGAUGAGCUACGACACAUUCUUCACCAUGAAGCGUCUGAUCGACCGCUCACGGAGCGUGGACGAGGUGCUCCGCUGGGUCACUCAGAACCCGGGGAAAAUCUCGCACAACCACUACCCCAUCGCCUUACAAAAAAUUGGCCAACUCCUGGCACUCCAGCAGGCUGGACCGAUUGGAAGUGGAGGAGUUAGCCUGGGGAGCAGUGGGGUGACUGCAGAGGGAGCGUUGUCCUCACCCCCCGCUGUAAGCUCGGCUGAUGGCACGACUCGACAGAUUCUGGAUCACCCGGACUUUCAUACCCUCUGUGACGCCAUUGUUAACGACUGCUCCAAGUUUGACAACUUUAGCAUCGUCAACUGCCUUUAUGCCGUGGCUGCACUUGGGCUGCCCAGCGACUCUCGGAUAGUGCAGGUGCUGGAGGAGGAGUCGCAGAGCCGCCUGUCGCAGUUUAAUCAGAAGGACAUCUCCAUGGUGUUCAGCAGCUGCAUGAAGCUGCACCAAUCCAGCCAGCACCCGCUUAUUGAGUCGUGUCUGGCAGGCUUGGAGAAGAACAUUGAGCGUGAGCGUCACCCACAGACACUCUUCCUGCUGCUCUCUUACUACCGCACUAAGUGGCGCGUGCUGCAGGCAGCCGACACCACCUCGGCAGAACAACUCGUGGUCGACCGCAAGAUUCUGCGCUUGGUCAAACACACGCUGGCCAGUGUCAGCUGCGUACGUGACCACGAGAUGACCUUACUGGACGAGAUGCUUGCGGCGUGCGCCCGAGAAGCCAGCAACAAGAGCCUCGAGCUCAUUUUCAGCUCUCACCUCUUCUACCAGAACCGGCAGGAGAAGUUCGUCAGCAGCCUAGCGGAGGAGCUGCCUAAAAAGGUCGACAGCAUCACCCCUUACACCAUGGCUCUUAUCGCCAAAUAUAUCGCACGCCAUCGCCUCAGAGAAACACAACUCCUAGACACCAUUGCAGAGUUCCUGGUCAAAAAGUGCGAGUACUUGGACAGCAAGGUGAUCCAGAAGCUCGUGUUCCCUUUCAGCCGCAUGAGUUAUCGGCCAGCUAACGAGACUCAGUUCUUCUCUAAGCUGGAAAUGGUGCUGGAGCUGAAGGCUCUGAGCUCACCACUGGCUACAGUCAACAUCCUCAUGUCCCUCUUCCAGCUCGGACACUUUCCCAGCCUGGUGCUGCACCGGGUCUUCUCACCCUCCUUCAUCAGCAACGUCACCAACAGUCCGUAUGCUCUGAUUGUACGCCGCUAUUUGUCCCUGCUGGACGCUGCGGUGGAACUCGAGCACAGAGAGUACACAGGGCCUCGUCUGCAGGACUCACACAAAGUGCUCAUGUUUGAUCACGCGCUCACUGCUGACGAGGUCAACCGCAAGUACAGCUACAAAGGUCUUGUUGCUGAGGCACUCAGGCAGUUGGUUGGAGAGCAUGGUUACAAGCAAGAUGAGGUUCUACCUCCAGGAUAUUACACAGAUUUUUUGCUGUGGAUAGACCAUGCGGGCCAUGUUCUUCCCAUCAGAGCAGGCUCUGCAGCAGUCUCUUUAACAGCAGACUCUUCAAUGUGCGUGGUCGUGAACCCCAAAUCACCGGACGGUUCCACCUCUGUUGCUGCUCUCACCUCAGACUUCCAGAAGUUUUCACCGUUCUCUCCGCCGCUAGAGGAGGGCGUCGACAAACCGCCCGAAAACGAUUCCGCUUUCCUGCCGCCCCACAUGCAGCGAGCAGGCACCAACGGAGCAGUGCAACUGGACUACAAUACCUAUUACCCAGCUUCAGAUUACUACACCAGCUUGGCUAAGGAGCACUCUUUGGAGAGCCAGGACAGCUCAACACUGAGCAGUCCUUCAGAAUGUCUGGCUCAAGCUGGGCCAGCUGUACCCGGGGCCAAUGUGCCACAGGACUCUCUCUUCCAGUUUUCUAUCGGAAAGAUACUGGAGGAUGAGACCGGUGCAUCCAUCCAAGUAGGGUCCAAUUCAGGACCAGACUGCAGUAUCACACCUUUCUAUGAAGGUAUAACCUAUGACGCAGGAGACAGCAAUACAGUUACUGCUCCAAUCCAGCUGCACUCAGCAAAAGCCUCUGAGAUGGAGAGGACAUCUGGGGAACCCAUUAAAAGGGUUAUAAUGUCUGUAAAUGAUAAAUGGCACUACUGCCACAACUCCGACGUGCUCGUGGGUUCCCGGGCUAUGAGAGACCGCCACCUGCAGCUCCUGGGCUAUGUUAUACUACAGUUGCCAUAUCUGGAGUUGGAGAAGCUGAACGGAAUUGAGGAAGUGAAGCAGUACCUGCACAAAAAGCUCCUGGAGGUCCGUUUAUGACGGUGGAAAAGCAGAAGAGUGUGUAUGUGACUGCGAGCGUGUGCGUGCACGUGUGUGUGUGUGUGUGUGUGUGUGUGUGUGUGAGAGAGAGAGAGAGAGAGAGAGAGCAUGUCUGCAAGCAUGUGCAACGUUCUGUUUAAACAAACAAUGGUGUUUUGUGGGAAAAGGUGUGUGUGUGUGUGUGUGUGUGUGUGUGUGUGUGUGUGUGUGUGUGUGUGUGUGUGUGUGUGUGUGUGUGUGUGUGUGUGCAGGAUGUGAACAAUCCUGUCUUUUAGGACAACUUGUGGUGAUACCAAGCCAGUGGGUGGGUGUAUUUAGUUCCUGACUUAGGGAAGGGUUGUUGGUACCUCUCUGGGCAAAAUGUAAAAACAGUGUUUUCUGGAAACAACUGUGACACCCAUAAACUUCCUCCGACCUCCCAGAACACCCACAACCUGCACAACACAAUCACAGAGCCAGAGCUUGCUGUUUUUUUUUUUUUUUCUGGUGCAAAGGCAGUGCUGCUUGUAAAACAAAUGACUUGGGAUAAAAUCCGAUUCAACGCCAAGUGUGAAUACAGUGAGUCAGCAUCACAUUUUGAGGCAUUAGUUUUACACUGGAGCUACAAAACUAACUAAAAAAUAAUGACUGCUUAUCGUCACACAAACUUGAUCUCAAACAUGUGUAGGAUUUUGCGUAUAGUGGGGUCCAAAAGUCUAAAAGCACUAGUGUGCCAAAAGGGAACACUAAUGAAAAUCAUCCUAUUUUGCAUUCAUUUAUAGUUUAACACAACAAUUUUCAUUAGGAAUUAUAUAACCAAGAACAGCUUGAGUGAAAAGUCAUAUCUUUUGAAGAGUACCUGAGUUUCUCAGUAUUUCAUUUGUUUCUCUCUCCCUCUCUCUCCCUCUCUCUCUCUCUGUCUGUCCCUCUCUCUCUCUCUCUGUCUGUCUGUCUCUCUCUGUCUGUAUGUCUCUGUCUCUCUGUCUGUCUCUCUCUGUCUCUCUCUCUGUCUGUCUCUGUCUGUCUGUCUCUCUCUCUCUGUCUCUCUGUCUCUGUCUGUCUCUCUCUCUGUCUCUCUCUCUCUCUCUCUCUCUCUCUCUCUCUCUCUCUCUCUAUCUAUCUAUCUUUCUGUCUAUCUCUCUCUAUCUACCCCCACCCCCUUUUUUUUGGACUCACACUUGUGCAAAACCUUGUGGUCCAUUUUAGAUCACAAAGUGUGAACACAGUAAACGUCUGAACACAUGAUUCAAUAUUAGAGAUUAGGCCUCCUGUACAAAGCAGUUAACAUGGUCACAAAUGUUCACAAAUCACAAAUUUGCUUACUUUUAAAUAAGUAAAGUGCAAUAAAUUCAAAACAUGAAACAUUUAUUUACUUUGAUUUAAAUAUUUAAAUAUAUUUAAUAUGUUCAAACAAAAAAAGUCCCUGAUUUUCAGUGUGGUAUCUGACUUCGAGACCUCGCUACAGCCGGAAUUGAAAUCAUUUCUGAAAGCAGAAUUCAGAUUAAAAAAUGUUAAGUAAGUAAGCUGGUUGGUAUAUGAAUUAGAUUAUUUUACAGUACAAUCUGGGGCCAGAUUCUUUGUACAUAACAUAAGAGAUCAAAUCUCUUUAAUAAUGAUGGUUUUAAACACACCUCAGAGCUAUAUUAAGCUGUACAUAUAUUAAGCUAUACACCGAAGCUGUCCGAGAUGACUUUGUGCUCCUAGACAUCAGUUUCAAACAGAGCUACAAAUAAUUCAGUUAUGAUGUAAAUGUUGGACGGAAGAUCGGAACACAUGAGCAGAAAGUCGGUGUUGAGAAUGAGGAGGUAGAAAACAAAAAAUACAGUUAAGAGAUGUGUAAUACUUCAUGUCAGGAAAUUACAAUAGUCAUGCACAAAUGUAGUUGCUAUAUUUGUUGUCGGUUUGUUAUUUUCAGUUACUCGAAUGGCUCCUUUUUGCUCUCGUCUAAGUCUCAUCCGAGGCAGCAUGCCAGUGUACAAGAACAGGAUGACAACGGCAAUAUUUCACCGUGAUAACACUCAGCCAUAUAGGUAGAGAAACACAUACCAGCUAAAAUAAAAUGUUUCAAAUUCAAUCCAUUGUUUCACCUGCAACUUGGUAUUUUCUUUUCCCUGCCCAGGCUCAGCUGAUAUUCACAAAAGUUACAAUAUAUGUAUAUGUACAUGUGUUUAACAUUAUAAUCCUGGUUGUGUAGAAUACGCCUGCUCUGGAGCAGGUUUGAGCCAGACAACCUUGUUGUCCUAACGAAAUCCCGGCUCAUAAUCCAAUCCAGCUAAUUCACUAAUCCGUGUCCUCAAAUCUCAAGACAGCAGUAAUACCUCAGAUUUGGUGUUCACUAUGUUAGCCUCCUAGCUCUGGCGUAAAACUAAAACAUGCGAACAUCCAGAUAAAUCGAUGUAACGGGUAAAAGUUGAGUAAAUUAGAUUUUCCACACAUACAGAAAUCAGAAAUUGGACAGCGAUUUGUUUAUAAAAGUGUGUCUAUAAUGCGUCAUAACCGCAGGUUAGAAUCAGUGAUGCUGAAAUGCAGGCAGAAGAAAGUGGCUUAAUAAUUUAAGAAAUACAAGGAACAUUAUUGUGAUAUACUGGCAUAUGUAUUAAGCACAGCUGUGGUUCUUGGCGGAUAAAUGGUGAAAUCUGGCUGUAUUCUAACCUUUAUGUCCCACAGACAUAAUUCAGUGUAAUUCUGAGCUCCGCUAACCCUAACGGUACAUUAGGACUUAACCCCCUUACUCCUGAAGGAAGCUGCUUUAUGUCCAGGUUAUGCAUGUUAACGGAGGACACAGCCUCUUGCUUCUGUGAUUGAAGAUUGGUUUUAUAUCUUGUCCAGAUUGAGUGUCUUUGGUCUUUGUCGGUACUUUUCUUUGGUAUUUUAUUUUUUAUUUUAUUUUUUGUUAACAAGGUUUAGGCACGCUAUUACUCGUUUAUUAUAUUGUUCCACUGCUAAAAUCUCUGCUAGUGUUUUUAUCUCCAUUGUCGAUUAUCUGUCUCACAUUAGUGUUUUAAACCAUCUAAGAGAGCCGUUCAGGACCCAGAGGACUUUUACAGAAGAAGGACAUCCAGGUAUAGAGCGUAAAAUCAAGUAGAGAUGUUUAUGAAUUUCAGAUGUAGCCAUCAAAAGAGAGUCUGCUCAAUUCACCAUAUCUGACUGACCGUGCAUGUGUGACGUCAUGAAACCAAGGAGCACAGUGUGUUGUGAAUCUGUGAAUUAUGGACACAAGGAACAGGCUUCCAGUAAGAUCAUGAUGAAUGUAUAAACGAGACGGAUUAUAUCAAUAGAUUUUAUUUUCUCAGAACAAAUGAUCUAUUUUGACGUUUAAAGGAACGCAAUGCAACGCAAAGCAACGCAUGCAGUGGACUGCCGGAUUCAUAAGACGAUUAAAGGACAUGUCCCUUUGUGUCGGUUCACUCGUUAGUGAUCUUUCACCUCCAGUAUCACACACAAACUUUUAGGUUGAUCUGUAAACACAUAAUGAGGGGUAUGACGUACGUUUCUGUCGGACAUUGUUAUGCUUUAGUGUGUGUUUUGGUCAAAUCAAUUAAACUAAAGAAACAUUUAGAUGGCAGUAAUACAGAAGACUUGUUUCGUGUAAUCUAGUUCUCAUCGUGACACCGUCGCUGUGUGCGUUGGCUUUGCUCUGUUUGGUUUUUUUUUGUUUUUGUUUUUGGAAGAGAGAUUAUUUAUUAUGGCAAGUGUUCCUCUGAAUGUAAGAAGACUGAGUGGAUGUCUGUGUUGGGUAUUAGGUGGGGAAACUGGAAAUCUUUGUUUAUAAAUACAUAUUAAAAUGUCUAUAUAAAAUGAUUAUUAAAAAAAAGUAAAAAGCA
This is a messenger RNA of Tachysurus fulvidraco (yellow catfish), 7282 nucleotides long. RefSeq names its product Fas-activated serine/threonine kinase (gene fastk). The record is from RefSeq and is a predicted model, not a curated record. Gene Ontology annotation, biological process: regulation of mitochondrial mRNA stability; mitochondrial RNA processing. Gene Ontology annotation, molecular function: RNA binding. NCBI's taxonomy places the organism in Eukaryota, Metazoa, Chordata, Actinopteri, Siluriformes, Bagridae. Gene Ontology annotation, cellular component: mitochondrial matrix; ribonucleoprotein granule. The transcript has 10 exons. The coding region runs from base 753 to 3479 and encodes 908 amino acids.